Dimorphilus gyrociliatus is the source of this 3371-nucleotide messenger RNA. NCBI's taxonomy places the organism in Eukaryota, Metazoa, Annelida, Polychaeta, Dinophilidae. The record is from the annotation of a GenBank genome assembly.
GAUAAACAGUUAAACAAAGUUUUUUUUAACUUGGAAAGUUCAACCGAGAGCUCUUUUAAAUUUUCUAUGGAUAUAUACUGUCAAUAAAAUAUUUGAGGUACCUAAACACUUAAAAAUAGUAUGGGUAUAUUUUAUGUAAUAUACAUAUUAACUUAUUAAGUGUCUGAAAAAUCCCAUAAAUAACUUGCCUACUCUGUUUUUUUUUUCAAUUUUUUAUAGUAUUUUAGUAUUGUAUAUUUAGCAUUUGUGCUGCCAUUAAUUUAAAGAGUUACAAUAUGUUAUUGACCUUUGACUUUUAGUACUAGCCAAAAAGUGAUCUGGCACUCAAUAUUAAUUAUAACUAAUAAAUGUUGCUUCUAAAGUUUCCUUUAGGUGUAUAAGUGCAGAGUUUCGUUCUUAAAGUUUAUGCAAUUCUCUUAAUACGCUAUUUAACUCAUUUUUCUAGAUGGCGCCAACCGUCAAUAGAGCUAUUUCAAAGAAAAACUUAGUUGACCAAUGAGCGCUCUUUAUAUAAAUUCAAACGAAACGAUCGUUUAUCGCUCACCGAUAUGACAGAUUCAGGCGACGAUCGAACCGCCGUCAUAGUAGGCACAAAGCUUCGUCAAGAUAAAGAAUUGGUUGAGUGUAUAAGAAUAUUAAAUAUAAAAUAUGUAUAUAGCGACACCGGUUUUGAGCAUAUCAAAAGAAAUGUUAUAUUUGUGCUGGAUAACUUUGACGGCGAUAUUUUUACAAAAUUAAGAGAACUUAAAGCUAGAAUAUAUGGACCGCCUGUUUUAAAAAGGUGUGCCAGAGUUUACCAGAAUCGUCCCGGCCACAGUACUGUUGUACUAUGCGAAAUGUUGUCCUGUGUUUUACAGUCUCGACUGGCAGAUUUAGUGCAUCAUAUGGGUGGUAGUAUCAGAAGAGAUUACACCCCGAAAGUAACUCAUUUAGUUGCUAAUUGUGCUGGAGGAGAAAAAUAUAGACAUGCAGUAUGCUUUGGAAAAAAUAUAAUGGCAGCCAGAUGGGUUUCAGAAUGUUGGAACGUUGCUAACGACAUUGUUCGAACUGCUGAUGAUUCAGUUUUGAUGACACACAAGAUUAGACCUUUUACUUUUUGCGUUUUAUGCUUUUUUGGAAUUUCAAGUCAAGAAAGAAUAGAAAUGGAACAAUUAGCUGAUCAAAAUGAUGGUCGAGUUGUAGAUGAUCCGGAAACUCCUCUUUGUACUCAUCUUGUCGUUGGACCAGAGACAAGAGAUCUUCCAUUUGAAUUGCAUCCUCAACUUCAUGUAGUGAGAGCGGAGUGGUUCUGGGGGUGUUUACAAAUGGAAGCCACCGCCGAUGAGAACCUUUAUAAGUACGAAGCAACGAAGUCAACAUCCAGCGCUAGUCCAGCUACUCCUGGAACAAAAACUAGGAAAAGAAAGAGAGCUUUAAAAGAGAAUUUAGCUCAUUUAGCGGCUGGAGGGCGGGAUAGCUCGUUACAUAUCGUACCACUUCCAAAAAGAAAAUCGAACGGUGAUCAAGCAUCUUUCUCUUCUUCUCUUAUUUUUGAUGCCUCUAUCGAUAACGAAUUAUCUCCAGUCCUUAAAUCGAAUACGACAAUAUUACGUAAAUUUGAUAUUGAAAGUUACCAUAGAACAAUACCGAUUCUUAUGGAUAAUGAAAAAAGAGAAGAGUCAUUUGUCGAAUUAACAAAUGAAGCUAUUGCCGAUGAACUAUUUGAACAGACAAACAUAUUUGAUUGUACUAUAUCAACAACCAGUAAUGAAUUACAAUCAGAUCCUAGACCAUCAAUUUUGGAGGAGAGUUUUAAAACUCUGGAUAACGAUAACAUUAAUCCUUUAAAAAAUGUAAAAAGGACGAAAUCGGUUAGGUCGAAUUAUGAUCAUACACCGUCUAAGACCCCAGUUAUUAAAGUACCUUUAAUAGCUAAGGAUAUGAGUAAACGUCAAAAAAUUGCAAUAGAAUUGUUAGAGACUGAAAGGAAUUACGUACAUAUCUUAGCCUUUAUGAUAACGGUCAAAGACGAAUUAGAAAACACAGACCAACCAGGCGGUGCGAUUUUAGCUCAACACGAUGUCCGUGAUAUUUUUGGCUCCUUACAACUUAUAUACGACGUUCAUUUUGAAAUGUUGAAAAAGUUUAAUCAACUAAUUAAUAAUUGGAAAGAAGAUUGUAAAAUUGGUCAAGUUAUUGUUCAAAAUGUUUCUUCCAUUGAAAAAGCCUAUCCACCAUUUAUAAAUUAUCAAGAUAGAACUGCAAAAAGAAUAGCUGAAUGUGAUAUGGAGAAUGGACGCUUUCACGCGUUCCAAAAACGAUUACAAUCUAGAUCAGACGGUAUAAGAGAGAGUAUAACUGAAUUAAUUAUAAGACCUGUUCAAAGGUUACCUAGUAUGAAGCUGUUGCUAGAGAAUCUUCUAGCAAAUACGCCAGAAACUCAUGACGAUCAUGAAUGUUUAAAAGAUGCUCUCAAAAAGCUUCAUCAGGUUACAUCAAAAGUCAAUGAAGGUAAAAAGACUAUAGAUGAUCGUUUUAAGUUAUUCGAAUUAAACGAAAAGAUCGAUGGUUUACCACCAACCUGUUUGAGCUCGAAUAGACAUUUCUUAAAGCAAAUUAACGUCUGCGAAUUGACCGAAACUACCGGAAGUGGACAAAAUUUAACACUUUUCCUUUUCGAUGAUAUCCUAAUAUUGGCUAAACGAAGAAAAACUACAGUUGGUGCAACACCUCAAAGAAAAACUCAUAAGUUUCUAAAGGAAUUGCAUUUAGGUGGUAUAAAAAGAGUUGUUGAUAUCAAGGAUGCUGAUAUGCGUGGCGCGUUUGGUUUAAUAGUUACCGAUUCUAGUGAAAAAGAGCGUUUAAUAGCGUUUAUUUUGGGUGAUGAUGAACUCAUAUCAAAGAAGGACUUUUUAGUUGUUUUAUGCAAGCAAGUUUCUAGGACUCAGUGUACUACAGAUUACUUAAGUCAUAUGAUCACAAAAGAUGGUAGACAUUUUAAACAAUUUAAAACUGAUAGUGGAUCAUUAAAAGAAAAUAUCUUGGCUCAUGGUGUUGAUGCAUCACUUCUUCAUUUAGAUACUCCCGAUUCCCAUAAUAGGACAUUGAGCAGAGCCGCUAGGAGCUUAAGUAAACGAGUUAGCAGAGCUUUUUCAUUCUCUAGAACACCUAGAAAAUUACAAAGAGCUGUAGCUUCUGUCAGCCAUGUAAUGUCCCCGAGAAUGAAAACUGAUACUCUUAACGGAAAAAUGACACCGACGUUAGACAGACCUAUGAGGACUGGAACUAGCAGCGCUAGUAUGCUAGAUUUAGCUGCAGCCCAAACUCUCGAUGAAGAUAUUAUUGAAGUAUUUGAAGACGAAGUUGGCAGUUCGCCUGUUUUGACCUCUUGA